CCAUGGGAGAUGCCCUUUCGGUUUUCUUGUCUGGGUGGCAACAGGAUUUUACUUUAAUGAUUUCCCAGCGAGAGAGGACUAAAGUAUGACCUUCUCACGCGCUCCCUCUGCCGCUGGGCCGGGGAUGGUCAAGAGGGACGCGCGUCCAGGAGGCCAGGGCCCGUGGUUCGCUGUCCGCCUGUCCUCAAGGCCGGCGCCCACCUCCGGGCUCAGUGCGCUGCGGGAUCCUCCCGGGGCCGGCUUCUCCCAGCGCCUCUGCGGCCUCUGCAGCGCGUGGUGCUUUCCUGGGAGCCCCGGCCUGCGCCCCACCCUGGGUGCUUUUGGGGUGCGAAGCGUUGCUUGCUGAAGUGGGGUAGAGCAUCUUUAGGUUUGUUUGUCCUCCGCAGGCUGUUCAUUUCCCAGCAGUUCAGCUGCACAUGAGCAGAACAGCAAUGAGAGCCAGUCAGAAGGACUUUGAAAAUGCAAUGAAUCAGGUAAAACUCUUGAAGAAGGAUCCAGGAAAUGAAGUGAAGCUAAAACUCUACGCACUGUAUAAACAGGCCACUGAAGGAUCUUGUACUAUGCCUAAACCAGGCGUGUUUGACUUGGUCAAUAAGGCCAAAUGGGAUGCGUGGAAUGCCCUUGGUAGCCUGCCUAAGGAAACUGCCAGGCAGAAUUAUGUGGAGUUGGUAUCCAGUUUGAGUUCUGCAUCACAGCCCUCUAGCCAGGUGGAGCCUGGAGCAGACAGGAAACCAUCUGGAUAUGAAACCCUGGAGGUGAUCUCAGAAGAUGGCAUCACAAAGAUCAUGUUCAACCGGCCCACCAAAAAAAAUGCCAUGAACACUCAGAUGUAUCAUGAAAUUAUGCUCGCACUCAAAGCUGCAAGCAAGGAUGACUCAUCGGUAACUGUUCUAACAGGAAACGGUGAUUAUUACAGUAGUGGGAAUGAUCUGGCUAACUUCACUAAUAUUCCCCCGGGUGGACCAGAGGAGAAAGCUAAAAAUAGUGCCAUUUUACUGAGAGAUUUUAUAGGCUGUUUUAUAGAUUUCCCGAAGCCUCUGAUUGCAGUGGUAAACGGUCCGGCUGUGGGGAUCUCCGUCACCACUCUGGGGCUGUGUGAUGCUGUGUAUGCGACUGACAGGGCAACAUUCCAUACUCCAUUUAGCCACCUAGGCCAGAGUCCAGAAGGAUGCUCCUCCUACACUUUUCCAAAGAUAAUGGGCCCGAGCAAGGCAACGGAGAUGCUUAUUUUUGGAAAGAAGAUAACAGCAAGAGAGGCAUGUGCUCAAGGACUUGUUACUGAAGUUUUUCCUGAUAACACUUUUCAGAAAGAAGUUUGGACCAGGCUGAAAGCACAUGCAAAGCUCCCCCCAAAUGCCAUGAGAAUUUCAAAAGAGAUAAUCAGAAGUAGGGAGAAAGAAAAGCUACAUGCUAUUAAUGUUGAAGAAUGCAAGGUCAUUCAAGAAAGAUGGCUGUCAGAUGAAUGUAUGAAUGCGGUCAUGAAUUUCUUAUCCAGAAAAGCAAAACUGUGAUUGAUGACCACUACAGCAGAGUUAAGCAUAUCCAAGGAAGAAAUGUGCUGUUAACUUAUUUCUAGCACUUGAACUAAAAAACUUCAUUGUGCCUUUUUUGUAGUGAGAAAAUAUCAAUUAUGAUAAAUAUAUUUUAUCGCAGCUCUGAUAAAUAAAAAAUUUUAUAAAACAA
Nycticebus coucang (slow loris) is the source of this 1683-nucleotide messenger RNA. RefSeq names its product enoyl-CoA delta isomerase 2 (gene ECI2). NCBI's taxonomy places the organism in Eukaryota, Metazoa, Chordata, Mammalia, Primates, Lorisidae. Bases 417 to 1511 code for a protein of 364 amino acids. The transcript is spliced from 10 exons. Gene Ontology annotation, molecular function: fatty-acyl-CoA binding. The record is from RefSeq and is a predicted model, not a curated record.